This is a messenger RNA of Paramormyrops kingsleyae, 3258 nucleotides long. Its product is annotated as protein mono-ADP-ribosyltransferase TIPARP-like. Gene Ontology annotation, molecular function: NAD+ poly-ADP-ribosyltransferase activity; metal ion binding. Gene Ontology annotation, cellular component: nucleus. NCBI's taxonomy places the organism in Eukaryota, Metazoa, Chordata, Actinopteri, Osteoglossiformes, Mormyridae. The record is from RefSeq and is a predicted model, not a curated record.
UUCGCAUUUACCCCAGAACAGCAUGUACCAGAACGCACAUUGUCAUUAGUCGAAGGUCGAGGUGGUUGUUCCGUGCUUUCGUAUAGACGUAAACAAUAUCUCAUCAGUAAAAUAAAAUGUAGGAACAUCCACGUAACACAACCGGAUUUCCCGUCGCUUGCAGAGCGAGUGAUGAUGACACAUCAUAAUCGGAGUAUAACUACAUACAGUUUGUUAUAACUACUUUCUAACACAACAAAGAUACAAACUAAAAUUAAUGACGCUGUCGGAAUUGGAGCUGUUGAUGCUGCUGUCGCCGGCGAAAGUGUUGUUUUUCUUCUCAAUGCACAAGCAGAAGGGCUAAAACAGUCUCCCCCCCCCCCAACUCUCUUUAAACCAAAACAAUGGCUGGCGAGGUGCCCUUGAAAAAGAGAAAGGUGGAGACUCAGUGCACCAACCAAGAAGGGCUGGCCAAGCCCAUGGUGAUCACCGUCUUCAGCACCAGCCAACUGGUGCUGCAGAUUCCGGCACAGACCAACACCAGCCUGCCCGUGUGGCAGUUAAUCCACACGGGUCAGGUGGAGGUGGAAUGGAGCGAGGCACCCUACAACAUCAACAUCCGCAUCACCCCUCUUUAUCCUCAGGCUGGAUCCCAGACUCUCUCCAAAACUUCAGCUACAGACCAACUGGUGCCGGUCCAUCAGGUGCCAAAGCUCUUCACCCUGCCGCCAGUGUCAGCCGAACCUCAGACCCAGUCUGUGGUGCCUCCCCAGUUUCAGACUGUGGCCAUGUUACCAGCUCAGACUGUCACUCUGUUUCGUUCUUUGGAUGGAAGCCACCUACAGCCCCUCCGCCCCCCCAUACCCUCUGUCGAUCGCGUAGACCCAGCCUCCUGCCUAUCUCAACCCCUGCCCAGGACGGAAUGGGUCCAGCAGGCCUACUUCCACACCCGCCCCCGGGAAAACAUAGACAUCUGCGACAACUUCCUCUUAGGCUACUGUCCGCGCCGGUCCGAGUGCCCGCUGCACCACACCCCUUACCCCUUCCACUGGCAGAUCCGGCGCCAGGACACCCACCAGUGGAUCAGCACCUCGCACUCGGCCCAGCUCAGUCUGGAGCGACUGUACUCCAACAAGGAGAGGGAGAGCGUCAAGCUGAGGGAGGAGACAGAAGAGUUCACCCUGAAUUUUGACACAAUGCAAAUAGAAGAUUCAGAUAAAUAUGAUUUAGCCAGAAGGCUCUCCAACACCAGCGACCCAUUGAAGAAUCCACACUUUCCCACAGAGUGGAACAUGUACUGGUGGGAUAACUGCCGCUGGGAAUGUUACAAGAAAGACAUAACAAAAGAGCUGGUGACCAGAAUGAGAGCAGGAGAGUCCUGUUGCAGGUUCAUUAUUGGGAAGCAGCAGUACGAGGUGGAUUUAAAAUACCUUACCCAGGAGAACCUCACCACCAAUUUUAUACGCAGAGUACGAUGCCGCCCUACUUUCCGUUCUCCCUUGUCCAUCAAAUCAAACCUCAGAACUGUCAUCCUGAGUGAGGCCCCAGAUUCCAGUUGUCAGAACUACCCCAGCUUUAGCGUGGACCCUCUGGAAAUAUUCACCAGCUGGUACCCACCUGUAUGGACUCCAACCCAUGACCAGGAUGUCAACCUGGUAGAGGUACCGUUUGGGACAGAGGCCUAUCACCAAGUCCAUAGGCUGUUUCACAGAACUAUGUCCGAGACUAAAAUGGAGAUCGUCAGCAUAGAACAAGUCCAGAAUGUCUUUCAGUGGGACAAAUAUCGCAGGCAGAAGCAGCACAUGCACGACCGCAGGCUGGACCAAGGAGGAACGCUGGAGAUGCACCUCUUCCAUGGCACCACCGAGGAUGCUGCCAAAGACAUCUGCUGGAACAACUUUGACCCACGCGUCUCUGGGAAAAACGGAGUGGUGUACGGUCACGGGAGCUACUUUGCCCGGGAUGCCAGUUACUCUAAUGACUAUGCAAGGGCGCCCUCUCCUGUGGGUUUACAGCACAUGUUCCUCGCCAAGGUUCUAGUGGGCAACAUGAGCCUGGGAAAACGGAAAUACUACCGCCCCCCCCAACUGAAAACCAGUAUGAGCAAGUAUGAGUCGUAUAACACGUGUGUCAACCAUUUGGACAAUCCCUCCAUCUUUGUGGUAUUUGACAGCGGCCAGUGCUACCCUUACUACCUCAUAAAGUACAGGGCACUGUCUGAGGUUGUCGACGUUUACAAGUGAGACUCAACAUUCCAUAAAAGAGUAAAUCAGCCAUGGCACUGGGUGAACAGAACAAAUUAUGUCUGCAACAAGCUGAUUCAAAGACAAAUGUAGUAGCAUUCCUGCAGAGUAAUUGACUUGUAAUGGGCUGAGUGGACCUCUAAGCCUUGGCAAAGACUGUGUUCUCUGGUGCCACCUAUAGGCCAUUUGUGAUAUUACAAUUUUACUACUUUAGUUUUUGCUAUUUAGUAGUAUUCCAGUGGGUAGUACAAGCAAAGGAGGAUAUGGGUUAUAAAUUAUACUGGGAAAAAAGGAAAGCAUUGCUAUAAAGGAACACUGGCCUCAUUACCUUAAUGGGCCAAACCUCAGAAGUAUAGUAGCAGCCAUCAAUAGUGUUAAUGGUUGUUUUCAGUGCCCACAAUGUAUUUCUCAGAACUGUAUGUCACUGACAAAUGAGAAGCUGUUACAAAAUUAACUGACUUGGUUUUUGCACUGUUCCUUGUUGUCAUUGUAAAUGCUGUUGCAGUAGGUUCCCAUUUUACAAAAGCUUAAAAUGCAUAAUUUUCUUUAAAUUAUGUGGCGUGCCAUGAGUCACAAAUCAGUUAUGCCGUUUUCAUUUUUCAGUGAGCAGAAAUGUUUGAAAUAAACGUUGCAUUGUGGACACGUGUGUGAAGUUAGGACCCUGUGCAGUUCACCACUUCUUUUUAGCUUUGAUAUUAUUUAUCAAGCUGAAACGUCACCGGACCAGCCGUUCUCUUAUAGCCCCCGACCUGUUUCCACUGGGCAGGGUAACGGCUGCCUGUGGAUCUGGCUCCUGCCAUUUCAGGUGGGCGUAUUACAUUCAGGCCUCAGUAUGUUUAUGUCUGUAUGUCGCCUGAGUGGAGGGGAUGCAGCUGACGCCUCGCUGUAUUUGCAUAUGGAAGAGAGUGACUGUCAGCUGUACUGCACCCAUCCAAGUAGUGAAAUCAAGAGGAAUCAGGUUUCUGAAUAGUCACCCCCUUUCUAAAUAAAAUCAUUGUGGUUUUAUACAGCCCAAGAGCACCGGUGGAAUAAAAAA